Peronospora farinosa is the source of this 255-nucleotide messenger RNA. The record is from the annotation of a GenBank genome assembly. Lineage: Eukaryota; Oomycota; Peronosporomycetes; Peronosporales; Peronosporaceae.
AUGUGGAAUCGAGCACUUCAGACCCACUUGUCGUCGUUUAUCCGGCCUGAAGCGACCUUAUUUAUGUCACUGCUCGUGAAGAUGGAAAAAAGAGCACGAAGACAAGCUAGGGAAGGAAAAAUCAUUGUUGAAGAGACUAAAAACCGUUUUGAGGCCAUUUGGCAGAAAGAAGAGGCCGACGCGAUGCGCGCUAUCAGUGAGGCUAAGCAGCUAGCCCACUCCAUGCGCGCUGUUAUGUCUGCGAAGAAACCUUGA